GCUUCUGGAGUAACAGUGAAUGAUGAAGUCAUAAAGGUUUUUAAUGACAUGAAAGUAAGGAAAUCUUCAACCCCAGAGGAGAUUAAAAAAAGAAAGAAAGCUGUUCUCUUCUGCUUAAGUGACGACAAAAAGCAAAUAAUUGUAGAGGAGUCAAAGCAGAUACUGGUUGGUGACAUUGGCGACACUGUGGAAGACCCCUACACAGCCUUUGUGAAGUUGCUACCUUUGAAUGAUUGCCGAUACGCUUUGUAUGAUGCCACAUACGAGACAAAGGAAUCUAAGAAAGAAGACCUGGUAUUUAUAUUCUGGGCUCCUGAAAGUGCACCUUUAAAAAGCAAGAUGAUCUACGCAAGCUCUAAAGAUGCCAUUAAAAAGAAAUUUACAGGUAUUAAACAUGAGUGGCAAGUAAAUGGUUUGGAUGAUAUUAAGGACCGCUCAACACUUGGAGAGAAACUGGGAGGCAACGUGGUAGUUUCACUUGAAGGAAAACCCUUAUAAAAAGAACAGACAAGUGCCAUCUGGAUCUAAGGAGCUUCCAUUUCUGCAGCUCUUUCAAUUGGAAUAGUAUUAGUCUCCCCAUCCCCUUCCCUCUUCAAAAAAUAAGUCCCUUCCCUCAUGCCCCUGAAGGAGAUGUCAUUGUUAAGCAGUCUACCAGUGAUUGCCAUUAGACUGUUUAAUCCUGGUAGUUUUAUGUAGGAUCCAAGGAAUGCUUUCACGUCAUACACUUAGCCAAAACUUGACGUUGCAGGCAUUUCUUGCAACAUGUAAAAUGAAUGUGAUAGUCAAUGUGAAUAGUCUAGCAGACAGCAAAGGGUAAGCUAAUUGAAUGCCUUGAAAGUAUUGUCCACUGGUCGGAUGGUAGACUCUAUACAGUAUUACUUACAGUUGCACUUGAUUGCAGUUCCAUGAGGCUCUUGUGCAUUCAUACACCUCACCUGCCUUGACAAGCCUAUUUUUGUGACAUGGCAGCACACAACACUAUGCAUUUAAAGCACUUUUUUGUAAUAUGUUUGACCUGCCCCCCCUCCUCCCCUAAAGGAAUGCCAAUUAAGUUGCUGUAACUGUGUCAUCGAAUUAUUGUAGUACCUCGGUUUCAUUCCUGUUACAUGCAUAUCUUUAUAAACGAAGUAGCUGUUACGAUGCCUUUUGUUUUCCAUUGAAUGUACACUACUGAACAGGAGUAGAAGUUAUCUGUUUACCUUGUGAGUCUCGAAACACUAAAGUUCUGUAAAAACAUCAGUCAUGAUGGCAAUUCCUGUAUUAAAAAGAGCCUUAAAUGGAACAUUGUUUUUUGACAUCAAAAACUGGCCACGCUGCAAUAAAACUUGUGGCUUAUUACA
Messenger RNA from Chaetura pelagica (chimney swift), 1340 nucleotides. RefSeq names its product cofilin 2 (muscle) (gene CFL2). Gene Ontology annotation, biological process: actin filament severing; actin filament fragmentation; cell motility. Bases 49 to 498 code for a protein of 149 amino acids. The record is from RefSeq and is a predicted model, not a curated record. NCBI's taxonomy places the organism in Eukaryota, Metazoa, Chordata, Aves, Apodiformes, Apodidae. The transcript is spliced from 3 exons. Gene Ontology annotation, molecular function: actin filament binding. Gene Ontology annotation, cellular component: actin cortical patch; actin cytoskeleton; cytoplasm.